This is a messenger RNA of Gossypium arboreum, 1310 nucleotides long. RefSeq lists its product as uncharacterized. The record is from RefSeq and is a predicted model, not a curated record. Bases 127 to 1125 code for a protein of 332 amino acids. NCBI's taxonomy places the organism in Eukaryota, Viridiplantae, Streptophyta, Magnoliopsida, Malvales, Malvaceae. The transcript is spliced from 5 exons.
UAAUUAUCACUAAAAGGGGUGUAGUUGUGAACUUGUAAUACGCUAUUUAUUUUUAUUUUUUCAAUCAUCAGUCACCACUUAACUGAAAUGAGUCUGGACUGAACUAAAGUGUACAAUGCAUUGUACAUGGCUGAUUAUGUGUGGUUCCAAUACUUCCAUUUUGGUUUCAAGUUGGAUGCAAAUUGUCAAGGAAAAAACCAGCUCCAAUCCCAUCGCAUCCUUUGCUUGCUCCACUGCUUCGUAUUCUAUACAUAUAUUAGUAUUAGUCCAUCCCUGAAACUACCCUUCAUUCCAUUUGGUGGCUUCAUUCUGCUUCACUCUUUAUGCCAAACCAUGAAGAUGAAACCACCUUCUCCUUUCCACUUCACCCCCAAACCUCUCAGAACCACCACGCUAUUGAUGCAAUUCUACCACACUUCUUCCAGUUUGGGACCAAAUUGCAGAAGGGUUUCUUCUAUACUUGACCCUCGUGCCACCGGUAAAUUCCCACUCACCAAAAGCUCUCUGCAUCGUACUCGUAUCCCAUCAAUAACCUUUGCUACAGCUAACUCCCAUUUGGACACCCCGGGCUCAUCCAACAAGUUGGAAGCUAUGGAAGAGCGCAUAGAGAAGGUCAUUUAUCGAUGUCGGUUUAUGACUCUUCUGGCUGUUUUUGGGUCUUUAACUGGAUCAUUCCUUUGCUUCAUCAAGGGCUGCAGUUAUAUCAUGUCAUCUUUCAUGGAAUAUUGGGUUGAUCGGAGCAAAGUGAUUUUGUUGCUGGUUGAGGCCAUAGAUAUCUAUCUACUGGGAACAGUAAUGCUGGUUUUUGGAAUGGGUCUUUAUGAGCUCUUUGUUUGCAACCUUGAUAUUGCAAAAACACAAUCGAAGGAGAAGGCCACAUCAACAUCAAAUCUCUUUGGAUUGUUUGCUUUAAAGGAACGACCAAGAUGGUUGGAAAUAAAAUCAGUGAGUGAGCUGAAAACCAAACUUGGGCAUGUAAUUGUGAUGCUUCUUCUGAUAGGAUUUUUUGACAAGUGCAAGAAGGCUGUCAUACACUCUACACUGGAUUUGCUUUGCUUCUCAGCUUCUGUCCUACUAUCCUCCGGUUGCCUAUUUUUGCUAUCUAAGCUCAAUGGCUCUACAUGAGACUUUUGAUUCUUCUCUUCUCUUCUGUUUCAUUCAGUAAAAGAGGAUAGUUACGCAAAGCUAUGUAUGUAAGAUAUAUGUUAGAAACAAGGAGUGGUUCCUGCUUGUUUGUUAAUACACGUUCUGAUGUAUGCAUUGGGAUGUAUUAUUUGUAGACUAUAAAUAUAAUAAAACAUAUUUGGUAA